AUGAUUCACCUCUGGAGUCCCCGGAAAAAAAAAUUCUGCUGUGCGCAGAGAAGAAUAGGCUGCGCUGCCACCACUACCGCGCCGGAGCCAGAGCCUCCCGAGCUGUCCUGCGACGGCAGCGUGGCCAGGUGGUCGAAACGAAAGACAGACUGGUGCUGUCGACAUAAAGGUGUCGCCUGCAGUCCUCCUCCACGAACCAUGCCAUACAACUGCCACGAACGGCCUCUGGAAAUUUGGUCGCUGGGAAAGAAACUUUGGUGCUGUCAGAACUACCAGGUGGGCUGUCCGCAUUAUCACGUGACUACCGUGUCUACUCUUCCCUUCGAUUGUGAUGCCGGAGCUCAUUUCUUGCACGGAUGGUCGAUUGCCAAGAAGGCUUUCUGCUGCGCAGAGUUCCAUGUGGGUUGCGUCGUGACCGCCCCAGCCCCAGCGCCGGCUGCGAUGCCCUAUGAUUGCCAUGCGGGGUAUAGCAACUGGAGGAGGGGCUGGUCGGAGGGAAAGAAGAGCUUCUGCUGCCAGCACUUCAAGAGAGGUUGCUCCAGCGAUCCCUAUGACUGCGAUGCAGGCUUUUCCAACUGGCGAAGAGGCUGGUCCGACGGCAAGAAGACGUGGUGCUGCCACCAUGGGGGCCGCGGGUGUGCGAAGGCCUCAACCUAUGACUGUGAUGUAGGUGUUGCCAACCGAGAUGCCCUUUGGAGUCCCGGAAAGAAAACCUGGUGUUGCAAACAUGCGAAGCGCGGAUGCACCAAAGACACCGCAGAUCGAAGGUUUGAUUGCAUGUCGGGUUUCCAGCACUGGAGUGAAACCUGGACAGAGAGCAAGAAGGACUGGUGUUGCAAGACAUACCAUGUCGCCUGCAGCCCGUCAGCCCAAUAUGAUUGCGCUGCGGGCUUCGACAACUGGCGAGCGGGUUGGUCUGACGCGAAGAAAUCCUGGUGCUGCUCGCAUGAACAGAAGGGCUGUUCCACUACACCCUUCGAUUGUGAAGCGGGCUAUGCCAAAUGGAAGACCGGCUGGUCUCCCAAAAAGAAGGCAUGGUGUUGCGACCACGAACACCGGGGCUGCCCAAGUUCUAAAAGCUACAAUUGCACUGCUGGAGUGAAGACAUGGAAAAGCGCUUGGUCAGAGCAUAAGAAGCACUACUGCUGUGAACAUGCGAAGGUGGGUUGCAACGCCCACCAUGACUCCCAAGGCAACCAACAAUCGGGCGCAGGGGAGGUGCAGGGUCCAUGUCACCUCUUACAACACACUUAUGGAGUAAAGCAUCAAAGGUCAGGUUGCAAUAUGCAGAAUUAA
Messenger RNA from Cladocopium goreaui, 1296 nucleotides. The record is from the annotation of a GenBank genome assembly. Lineage: Eukaryota; Dinophyceae; Suessiales; Symbiodiniaceae.